AACCCGCCUUCGGGGAGGUGAACCAGCUCGGGGUUUUCGUCAACGGGAGGCCCCUGCCCAACGCCAUCCGGCUACGGAUUGUGGAACUGGCACAGCUGGGGAUCAGGCCGUGCGACAUCAGCCGCCAGCUCCGUGUUUCCCACGGCUGUGUCAGCAAAAUCCUGGCUCGCUACAACGAGACCGGCUCCAUCCUACCGGGGGCUAUCGGAGGCAGCAAGCCGCGGGUCACCACCCCCACGGUGGUUAAACAUAUCCGGACCUACAAACAAAGGGAUCCGGGCAUCUUCGCCUGGGAGAUCCGGGAUCGCCUGCUGGCCGACGGCGUGUGCGACAAGUACAAUGUGCCGUCGGUCAGCUCCAUCAGCCGCAUCCUCCGCAAUAAGAUCGGGAACCUGUCCCAGCAGGGCCACUACGAAUCCUACAAGCAGCACCAGCCACCCCCGCAGCCCGCCCUGCCCUACAACCACAUCUACUCCUACCCCAGCCCCAUCGCUGCCGCGGGAGCAAAGGUGCCCACGCCGCCAGGAGUGCCUGCCAUCCCUGGCACCAUGGCCAUGCCCCGCACCUGGCCCUCAUCCCACUCGGUGACGGACAUCCUGGGCAUCCGCUCCAUCACGGACCAAGGUGAGGAGGGGGCCUGAGGGUCGUGAGCUCCGUGAUGCCCCAACUCGAGUCAAGCACUGAGCUUCCGUGGGAUGUGCCCUGUGAUUCGGGUACAGUCAAGGCCCAGGGGUGCUGCGGGCGUGACGGUAAACAUCGACCGUCCCCGGUGACACCGGGGUCGAGCUGUAUCAAAUGCGACUGCAGGGAGCGGCCUGGGCUGCGCUCGGUGCCGUUGCCAGUGGGGCUGGGGCGUUCGCUGCCUCCGUCGGGCCGUAGGCGCCACCUCGGCGUUACCGAGCAGUCCAUUCUCUCUGCUUUUCGCAAUCAGGCCAAAUACUCUCAGUCAGGAAGUUCAAAUGUCACCUAAUUGCCUUAAUUCUGAUGCUGUAUUUUCCUUCGAAGCGGUGGUCCGGGAAAGCGAAACCCCGAAGGUUUGCUCCCUGUAUCCCUUCCACCUUCUUUCUGUUUCUCUGUCGGGGAACCGCGCCGCGUUACCCGGCCGCUCACUGAGCUUUGCCGCCGAGAAAGGGACAUUUUUUCCAUGUCGGUUGGUGCCAGGCGGCGGCUGUA
This is a messenger RNA of Meleagris gallopavo (turkey), 1173 nucleotides long. NCBI's taxonomy places the organism in Eukaryota, Metazoa, Chordata, Aves, Galliformes, Phasianidae. The record is from RefSeq and is a predicted model, not a curated record.